UUGUCGUAAGUACAUAGUAUUUGUAAGGUGUGGUGUUUUUAGGUUAAGCCGGUUAUAGUUUUACCCAACAUGGAUUUAGAUACCGAUCCACCGGACCCUGGUGGUGGUCUUGUAAAUAGGAAGAGAAAUAAUCAGGACGAUAGUGAGCCUUUAGCGAAAAAGGCGACAAAUAGUACACUUUCAGUGCCUUCAAUUCAGUUCCACUAUGUUAACCCGGAUUUUGCAAACAAAAAGAUUACAGAUGUUGAGUGCUGGGUGUGUUACAUCUGCCACAUGAGACUGCGACAAUGUCUCCAGCUGCAGCAGUUGGCCGUGCAGACACGAGGUCUCAUUGAUGACAUAUUCCAGAAUAAGAUCGACAUAAAGUUUGAUGGAUUUGGUUCUCUGUUGAAAUUAUCAAUUACCAAAAUGAAGAUUGUUUCAAAAGAGCCCCUCUCACUACAAGUCAAACGCGAGACAGACGGAAAGACGGAACAAUAUGAUGACAAUGGCAUCGCAGAGGAUGAAAUACGAGAAAAAAGUAUCAACUAUGAUGAAGAGAAGCCUGUCAUUAAAUCUGAAGGUAUACAGGAAUCAGCAAGUGAUAACGUGAUCCAAAAGUCAAAGGCACCCAAAAACCAAGUAGAGAUAAGUCAAAUAUUAAAUGUGGAAUUUGUGCCGCCGAAUGUGACAUACAAACAAAUAUUUGGUGAAAACAGCACGGAGGAUAUACAAAUAAAACUAGAGAGAAUAGAUGAAAUGGAAUUUACAGGUGUCGACCAUCACAAGGAGCGUGACAGCUGCGGAGGACGAGACGACACUGAAGCGUCCGACGGUCAAAAGAAGCCCUUCAUAUGUCACGUCUGUUUGAAGAUAUUUGCGUGGAAAAGUAAAUUAGUGAGGCACAUGAGGACCCACACGGGCGAGAGACCGUUCACCUGCGACGUUUGCUUCAAGAAGUUCCCUCAGUUGUGCCAACUGAAAUCCCACAAACAGAUCCAUACAGGCGAGAAACCGCACACGUGUGAUAUCUGCUCGAAAACUUUCUCGCAAAAGUCUCAUUUGAACAAUCAUAAACUAACUCACACGGGCGAGAAGCCGUACAGUUGUGUUGUGUGCUCAAAAAAGUUUCCCCGGAAAAGUUCUUUGAUCAAUCACACUCUAAUCCAUACCGGCGAACGGCCGUUGAGCUGUCAAAUAUGCUCGAAAAAAUUCACCCAAACCAGCGAACUGAAUAGACACACGAGAGAACACGAUGGCGUCAAACCGUUCAGUUGUGACGUUUGCUCCAAAAAAUUCACCCGCAAGUCCAACAUUGACAGGCACAUUUUGACCCACACGGGAUACCAACCCUUCGGGUGUGAUAUCUGUACGAAGAGAUUCGCCAGCAAGAGUAGCUUAGAGAAUCACACGUUAAUACAUACGGGGGACAAGAAAUACAUCUGCCACAUUUGCGGCAAGAAAUUCACUAUCCAGCGAUACUUGAAUAUCCAUUUAGAGAGCCAUACGGGUAAAAAGAAAUACAGCUGCGACGUUUGUUCAAAACAAUUCACGCAGAAGAGCAGUUUGAACACUCACAAGCGGGUUCACUAAGCGUCAAACCACUUAUACUAAGGAACGCCUCCGUGGUCCAGUGGUAGUGUGGCUCAUGACUCGGAGGUCGUGAGUUGGAUUCCCGCGUUGGAAACAUGUUAUCUCCAAGUUUGCUUAGGACAGUGCAGCACCUGAUUUGACAAGUAAGAUGAUCCAUGCGUCGGAUGGGCAUGUAAA
This is a messenger RNA of Aricia agestis (brown argus), 1749 nucleotides long. Its product is annotated as gastrula zinc finger protein XlCGF57.1-like. Gene Ontology annotation, molecular function: RNA polymerase II cis-regulatory region sequence-specific DNA binding; DNA-binding transcription activator activity, RNA polymerase II-specific. Gene Ontology annotation, biological process: regulation of transcription by RNA polymerase II. The record is from RefSeq and is a predicted model, not a curated record. Bases 70 to 1572 code for a protein of 500 amino acids. Gene Ontology annotation, cellular component: nucleus. The transcript has 5 exons. Lineage: Eukaryota; Metazoa; Arthropoda; Insecta; Lepidoptera; Lycaenidae.